CCCUAACUGAGCCUUGGCCCUUGGCGCCCCCCGGCUGUUGGAAGCAGAUACUUAUACGAACGUUGUGUCCAUUCCUUGGACGGAAGGUGACCAUGGUGGAAAUUAAAACGGCCAAGACUCGCAAGGGUAAACGGGAGCUUGAGAAGCGUGCUCCCAAACUCGUCGAAUCGGGGAAGAAGACACUUAUAUUGCACGGGACGAAGACAAGCAGCGUAUUAAAUGCCGUGCUUUCAGAAAUCUAUCACCUUAAGAAGGAAAGUGCUGUAAAAUAUAGCCGCAAGAACGACAACAUCAAGCCAUUCGAAAGCGGUGGCGAUACUUCUUUGGAAUUCUUUUCACUUAAGACGGAUUGUAGCAUUUUCGUGUAUGGAUCUCACUCGAAGAAGCGACCAAAUAACCUUGUGAUUGGGAGAACUUACGAUCACCAUAUCUAUGAUCUAGUAGAAGUUGGGGUUGAAAAUUUUAAAUCCAUGGAAUCAUUCUCUUAUGACAAGAAGCUAGCACCCAGAGAAGGGUCAAAGCCUUUCAUUACUUUCAUUGGAGAAGGAUUCGAGAAUGUGGAAGAGCUUAAACAUCUGAAGGAAGUCUUACUUGAUCUUUUUCGGGGAGAGGUUGUGGAGAAUAUAAAUCUUGCUGGAUUGGACCGUGCAUAUGUAUUUACUGCCCUGUCUUCAAAUAGGGUGUACCUUACACACUGUGCGUUGAGGCUGAAAAAGUCAGGCACCAUCGUGCCAAGAAUGGAAUUAGUAGAAGUUGGCCCUUCCAUGGAUUUUGUUGUUCGUCGGCAUCGUCCUCCAAAUGAAAGUUUAAGGAAGGAAGCCAUGAAAACUACAAGGGAGAAACCAAAGAAAAAGGAGAAAAACGUUAAGAAGGAUGCAAUAGAGGGCAAGAUUGGAAAUAUAUACAUCCCUGAUCAGAAGAUUGGAGAAAUGGCUUUACCAAAUAAAGCAAAAGGAGUGAAGAGGGAACGCAGAGAAGCCAAAUUGAAAAAUGCAAGUGGUGAACAUGAACAUGCAUUGAAAAGGAAGAAGGAAGAUCUUUAAAUCAUAACUCACUCUAAUGGAGGAGUUGUUGGUUGUGUUUUCUUUUUUCUGGCAUUGUGGGUUAUCCCUUACUUUGCCAACAGUUUUGCUGUAGUCUACCAAAUGAUUAACUUAAAAUCAGUUUCUGAACAAUAUAAGCAAACGGAAGGAACGUGAAUUUGUUGAGCAUGCAACAGAGUCAUUGGAGAAGGAGACUUUAUUGGCGAGUCCACCCAAGAGAUCUUUGGAGGCUGGCAAAAAUUUCGCCUUUCCUGACGCUUGGUGGAGCAGAUUCUCCAGUGGCACGUAAAGUUGCAAGCUUUCUUUCCCUUUCAAUUAAACUUGUUUUAUACCUCUGUACCUUUGAAGAGGAGAAUGAGCUCAUUACUGAAUAUUUCUUGGCUUACGGCGUCUAUGUUUCAACUUUUAAGUUGCUUGAUCUAAUUCUCUCGUACCGCGUUCUUUCUCAAA
This is a messenger RNA of Neltuma alba, 1493 nucleotides long. Its product is annotated as ribosome production factor 2 homolog. The coding region runs from base 93 to 1043 and encodes 316 amino acids. Gene Ontology annotation, biological process: ribosomal large subunit assembly; maturation of LSU-rRNA from tricistronic rRNA transcript (SSU-rRNA, 5.8S rRNA, LSU-rRNA). Gene Ontology annotation, molecular function: rRNA binding. The record is from RefSeq and is a predicted model, not a curated record. Lineage: Eukaryota; Viridiplantae; Streptophyta; Magnoliopsida; Fabales; Fabaceae. The transcript is spliced from 6 exons. Gene Ontology annotation, cellular component: nucleolus.